This is a messenger RNA of Betta splendens (Siamese fighting fish), 1402 nucleotides long. RefSeq lists its product as uncharacterized. Lineage: Eukaryota; Metazoa; Chordata; Actinopteri; Anabantiformes; Osphronemidae. Gene Ontology annotation, biological process: cytokine-mediated signaling pathway; inflammatory response; immune response. The record is from RefSeq and is a predicted model, not a curated record. Gene Ontology annotation, molecular function: cytokine activity. Bases 108 to 1199 code for a protein of 363 amino acids. The transcript is spliced from 7 exons.
AGCAAAGCCGAGGCACACACACACACACACACACACACACACACACACACACUGAAUACUUUAAAGACCAGUAGGGGCUCUGGCUCUGGUGGCUUCAGUCUUUGUCAAUGGCAGGAGCUGACACUUCGAGCACUAUGGAUCUGAAGGACUCUCCGGUCAAAGGGGGCGUCUUCAUUGUUCACCAGGUCCAUGAGGGGAAGCACCAGUAUGUAGUGGACAACGUCGUGAACUACAAAACCAGACGUGCAGAAAAGAUGUUUGUCAGAGGGGACAGGCUGAUAAAGGUUAAUGACAUGGACCUGAGGGAGCUCCAACCUGAGGCACUGGCCAAAAUGUUAGCUGAGGGGAAUCCAACGCUGGAAGUGCACAAGGCGUCUGAGGUUGAGGAGCACCAGGAGCAGCCCUCACAAACUGUAGAGACAUUUUAUCCCAUCUCCAAAGAAUUCACAAUGCUCAGAUUCAGCGUGGAGAUGAAGAAGGAGGAGGAUGAAGUGGAACCAGAAGAUGGGGGGUGGCAGGAAGAGGGCUCCGGGGGCCAAGUUUGCCAAGGUGGAAACGAGGAGAGCGACCUGGUCGUUGUGACCAUGGAAAAAACGAGCAUCUCUGUGUUGAAGGGGAGGGGCUGUGAAAAAGAGGAUGCCUGUCCUGGGUGUCAUGGGACAGGAUGUGCCAUUAAUGAUGUUGUCAUGGUGUCAAAAUCCAGCACAGUGACACUUGUGCCAAGAGGUAGUUACAAACAGGAAACUCAUACGACCGCUUCAAUUGAAAACACAGCAUCUCACCAAUAUCUGAGAGCUCUGUGCUGUGGGAGCGUCCUCUAUGCGUCACCAAACCCAGAGAAAAUCACCAUAUACCACUACAAGUCAAGUUUCGUGGACAGUACUUUCAGGGGGAUGCCAGUGGUGCUAAACUUCACAGACACCAACCUCUUCCUCAGGUGCUGUAAGGACGGGGAGCGGGCCAGCCUGCAGCUGGAGACGUACGAGAAGCAGAAGCUGAGGCAGAUCGCCAAGAGUGACGAGCGUGCCCUCUCCUUUGUCUUCUACAUGAAGUCUGACAACUUAAAGCUGACAAAGUUUGAGUCUGCGCUCCACAGCGGCUGGUUCAUCCAGAUCGUCAGUAUCAACACGGACUUUCAGGUGACGAUCGACACCUGCUGGAAGGAUGACCCGUCGUUCCUCUUCGUCAUUAGGAAGUGAAGUCUUUAUUUAAGUCCUUUAAAUAGUUAUGUUCUGAGUUUUAUUAAGUGUUUGGGCCACUGGUCCAGUGACAGAACACCAGUCACUGUGUCAAAUUCUGCUAUUGCAGAAAUGUGUAGAUAUGUAUCAUACAAAAGCGUUUGAUAAGGAACAUGAUGUGUCUGUGUGACCCCCAUUAAAUGUGAAUCUGCUUUUGAUAAUAA